CCACGUGCGUGCCACUCGACGACAUCCCAUCUCUACUUGAGGUUGAGGAAGCGGUACGGGAAAUGGCCAACAGAAAGGCCGUCGGGCCGGACAACCUACCGGCUGAGCUGAUCAAGCAUUUCCUGGACAGGGAUCAAGGUCUCCUCCGCGACUUCCACUCCACUGUCGUGGACGUGUGGCUGACGGGGGACGUACCACAGCAGUGGAAGGAUGCCACCAUCAAAGUGCUGUUCAAGAAGGGGGACACGAUGGAGUGCGGCAACUACCGGGGCAUCUCGCUCGUCGCACACGCCGGCAAGGUGCUGCUUAAGGUCGUCGCUACACGACUGAGCCACUACUGCGAGCGAGAGGGCAUCCUCCCGGAGGAACAGAGCGGUUUCCGCCCACACCGGUCGACGCUCGACAUGCUGUUCGCCAUCCAGCGGCUCCAUGAGCUCGCGAGGAAGCCGAGUACUGCGGUGUUCGGGUGCUUCGUCGAUCUCACCAAGGCAUACGAUUCGGUAGACCGAGACCUACUGUGGGAUGUGCUCCGGCGCUUCGGCGUGCCCCCGAAGAUUCUGGCGUACUCGGAAUGGUUCGACGUGGGCCAAGGCCUCCGACAGGGAUGCAACCUGGCCCCGCUGCUGUUCAACUUGUUCUUUGCCGCGAUGCUCAUGGUCGCCGUGGCCGAGUUCGACAAGGACCCCAAGGUGACGGCGGACAUGGUCAAGAUCGGGACACAUGUGGAGUACACGGGCAAGAAGGGCAGGUCGGCGGGGAAGAAGACGACGGUGGUGACGGACGCGGAGGCCUUGUGGGCCAUGCUCUACGCUGACGACGCGGCCAUCGUCUCGCGCUCGCCGGAGAGUCUCGAGAAGAUGAUGUCGAUCAUCGUGCGCGUGGCCGGCCUGUUCGGACUGAUGGUAUCGGAGCUAAAGAUGGAGAUCAUGUGCAUGCUGCCGAAAGGGAUCGAGGAACGCCCGUUCACGGUCAGCGCCGUCGGCCAGACGUGCAAGCAGACGGAUCGGUUUGUGUACUUCGGACGUACCAUCUCCGCGGACGGGAAGGCCGACCGGGAGAUCAC
Molecule: messenger RNA, 1063 nt
Organism: Ectocarpus sp. CCAP 1310/34
Lineage: Eukaryota; Phaeophyceae; Ectocarpales; Ectocarpaceae
Source: the annotation of a GenBank genome assembly